CGCCAUGGCCAGCACUGGGCAAGGCUUACUACUGCUGCUGCUGCUGCUGACGGCCCACCCGGGACCCCUGAAGGCUCAGCACUGGUCCCAUGGCUGGUACCCUGGAGGAAAGCGAGCCUCCGACUCACCCCAGGACCCUCUGCCUGCUCCAAGGCUCCCAGCAGGCAACCCGGGCCAGACUGCAGAGAGUCUCUCAAGCAGUGCCCUGGCACCUCCUGAGGACACUGUGCCCUGGGAGGACAAGACCAUGGCCCUGGGAUCCCUCCAGGAGAAGCAGCGCCUGUUGCAGACAUUGCUGAGCCGUGCCCGAGCUGCCCCCCGACGCCCCUCGACCCUCCAAUAAAGAUGCGGUCUCCGAA
Molecule: messenger RNA, 359 nt
Organism: Sorex fumeus (smoky shrew)
Lineage: Eukaryota; Metazoa; Chordata; Mammalia; Eulipotyphla; Soricidae
Product: progonadoliberin-2
Exons: 3
Coding region: 5-343 (112 amino acids)
Biological process (GO): multicellular organism development
Cellular component (GO): extracellular region
Molecular function (GO): hormone activity
Source: RefSeq, a predicted model, not a curated record